This is a messenger RNA of Chiloscyllium plagiosum (whitespotted bambooshark), 2608 nucleotides long. RefSeq names its product osteoclast stimulatory transmembrane protein (gene ocstamp). Lineage: Eukaryota; Metazoa; Chordata; Chondrichthyes; Orectolobiformes; Hemiscylliidae. The record is from RefSeq and is a predicted model, not a curated record. Gene Ontology annotation, cellular component: membrane.
GGGGACAGUUUAAAACAAACUUCUGUUCCUCUUCUACCCGCUAACUGGCUUGGAAAUUGUAAUAGCUACAUGACCGCUAACAUCUGAAGUGACAACGCAGGACAAGAAACAACAUCACCUUGCUGGCGAAAACAUGCACAAAUACCGUAUUUUGGAGAAACCCUUUUCCUGUGGGAGUAAAUGGGCUCAGAAAAUGAAGGAAUUCAUGCGGUUUGCAUGGGUUACUUACUCUAAACCUACUCCAGAUGACUGGAGAGAACUACUUGUCCUCUUUCUGUUAUGUUCCAGUAUAUGUGCAAUCAUUGGUGGACUAUUGUAUAAUUGGAUGUUUUCAUCUCUGAAAUAUGGAUCAUUGGCAUCCAAUAUAAUAACUUGCAUAUUCACGGGUGCCAUGUUUCUGCUUCUCUUCCUGGUCCAUCCUGUACGUUGCGUGUUCACAAUGGUGAUCCCCACAUUAGGUUCUAAGCAAGGUCGUGAUUUGCUCUUCUCCACGUGUUUCAUGCUCAGUGCCAUCAACAUAAUACCCAACUUUAUGGGCAAUAUCAAGAUGAUUCUUCAAGUGAUGCAGUGCAUUGCUCUGACCUCAGCGCAAAGCCUUGUGAACUCAACAAACUUUCUUAAGCAGAUUAAAUUAUCAAUGGAUAAAGAUAUAGCCUAUCUCUUUGAACAAAUCUCAAAGAGCAAUGUGGUUUCAAAGUCGAAAGCAGAAUGGCGUGUUAAUUCAGACAUCGAAAUGUUAGCAAUCAAGAAUCAUCUACAAGUUAUUGGCAAUGAAAUCCAAGGCAACCUUUCAACAAUUCAGGGCAUAUUUGAUGAGACCACUUUGAAUACCAACAGAGUAUUAGCUGGCUUUGUUUUCUUCUAUCUGUCUCUAACAUCAGCUUGGUAUCUCAAGGGCUAUCUGACAGAUCUGCAGUUCGACAAUGUCUAUAUAACUAGCAGGCUGGCUCAGCUUAUGCAGACAGACAAGGCGAAGCUUAUGCAACUUGGUCGGACUUCCAGUAAAAAGCUAAUCAAAUCCACAGGGUUGAAGAUGUCCCCGGAUGAGACAGCCAGAUGUGUGAAGCAAUUUGUGAUUUGUACAGUGUUCCUGGCCUUGUCUGCAAUUUUCAUUGCAGCAGAUUUCAUUGUCUUCAACCUGACCUCAAACAUCCUGCUUCAGAUUGCUGUUCUUCCACCUGUACCUAUCACGUUGGAGCUUACAUUUGUUGUAAAUAUGGUGAUUCCAUUAAUUACAUCCCGAUCUCUAAUAAACCGAAAACCACAAUUCCACUGGGAUUUCAUCUUUGUUUCUGAUGUUUGCACGUUCCACCCAUCUUACCCUAACAUCAAGGUCAUCUGUAUUGUCUGCCUGCUCCACACUAUUGCUUAUAUGACAGUGUUUUUGGAAACCUAUGCUUUACGUAUACGAAGGAAAAUUUCGGCAGCUUUCUUUGAACAGCGAGAAGUCGAAAGAAUCAACUAUUUGCACCAAAAAAUUUUGACAGAUUCAGAACAUCAAUUUGAAAACAAGACUGCUGUCUUCUCUGUGUCCGAACAAUGCAAUGUGACCUUUGAAUAGUAAUGCAAAAUAUGACUGCUGUCUGCUGGCUGGCUUAGAUUUUGAGAAUCAUAUUAAAAUAUCAGAGGAGUAGAAAUUAAAUUUAAACAUUUGGUGCGAAUACUAACACUGCUCUUAGGUUAAUGCUAGUUGGUGUCAGUACGAACACCCCAUAGUAUUGUACUGUGUUGAAACACUGUUACCUGUAGUACAGUGCAGAGCAUGGUACAGAAUUGGUACAGAAGAGUUGCACAUAUUAUAAAGUCUGACUUGGCGGUGUUGACAGCACUAAAUUAUAUAUGGAGGUGCUGUCACAAAAUUAUUCUAAUUGCACAAGAUGUAAAUCCUAAAAGCAGCCAAAUAAACUUACCACAAACAAAAUAUUCAGUUCAACUUGGACAAAAGAUUCCUUUUUCACUCCAUAAUACUGUAUUCACUACUAGUUGGACUGACCACAUGAAGAAUCGAAAGGUUUCUGAAGAGUCCUAGAAAUGGUCCCAUAGCACCAAGCUUUAUUUCUCCUUGCUAAUAAUCUACAAGAAACCACAUUACAUCACAGCAGAGACAUUCCAUCAGGCUCUCGAAAAUAAGCAGUUAACAAGAGAGCUGAUUGAGCUCGCUCCUUACAACAUUGAUAAUAUGAUGUCCAAAAUUUAUUUAAUUUUCCCAAUGAGACAACCAUAGAAUUUACUUGAGUCUCUCCACUGAUUCCUAAAGGCAACUAAGAGUAACAUGCAAUAAGUAACAAUAGAAUAACCACAAUUAUUCAAUGCUGAACUACUAUGGAUCUAUUAUUCAUUGCUUUACUGGUAUCACGCUUUGUUUUAAAAUGAGACUAAACUAUUUUAAUGUGUGUUGUAUCUUCAACAUUCAAAAAAAAUUCAGCAAAUGCUACAACUGUUUCUGUGCCGUUGUGUUUAGAUUAUGUAAAGUUUGAAACAACAAUGGAAACCUAAAGCUGGCUGACAAAAAGAAUUAGACAAUAUUCUUGCAUUGGGCAAAAGUGAGGACUGCAGAUGCUGGAAAGCAGAGUUUAGAUCAGAGUGGUGCUGGAAAAGCACAGCAGGU